Messenger RNA from Aspergillus steynii IBT 23096, 1740 nucleotides. RefSeq names its product SGNH hydrolase. Gene Ontology annotation, biological process: triglyceride catabolic process. Gene Ontology annotation, molecular function: triacylglycerol lipase activity. The annotation marks the transcript as partial. Lineage: Eukaryota; Fungi; Ascomycota; Eurotiomycetes; Eurotiales; Aspergillaceae. The transcript has 2 exons. The record is from RefSeq and is a predicted model, not a curated record.
ACCGACUUUCGCUGGAUUAAACGGUGGGCGGCACUCGGUGACAGCUUCAGCGCCGGGAUUGGGGCAGGGAAUCUGUAUACCUCUGCUCGCGGUGAUGACUGGAAAUGCUCUCGAUACGAUCGGUCUUAUCCUGCCCGGCUGGAGAAGGUUUUGGGAACUGGACCGAACUUCUUUCAAUACCUUGCUUGCUCCGGAGAUCGUACCGAGCAGAUCUAUAGUCAGGCCCUGAACAUGGAAGCCGAUAUGGACUUUGUUGUCCUGACCGGUGGAGGGAACGAUCUGUGUUUGUCGGACAUUGUCAAGACCUGCGUGUUGCUUCCCUUGAAGUCCGAGGCGAAAUGCGACGAAGCCCUCAGGAUAGCCGAGGACAAUCUGCACUUUAUGCUCAAGCGCAACGUCCGGGAGGUGCUCGAGGCACUGGAUAGCAAAAUGCACAAGAACGGCCUCGUUCUUUACGUUCUUUACGCGCAGUUUUUCAACGCCGACAUCGAGAAAUGCGGACUGGACCAGGACUGGAACCUGCUCCCGUUUGGCAACUCAUUGCCCUUGACUCGCGAACGCCGCGAGAAGUUCAACAGCCUGGUGGAGAGAACCAACGGGGUACUGCGCGAGGCCAUCAAGGAGGUUCAACGAGGCAAGAAGAUCAGAUACCGCGUUCGUGCCGUCGACUGGAAUGACUGGGCCCGCCACGGCGUCCGCGGCCAGUACUGCUAUCCCGGCACCAAAGGCACGUAUCCCGAUCCUGGCCAGCCUGACCUGCAGUUCUUCAAAGGGAACACGUAUCGCUUGCCGAAGAAAGAUGGGCACGACGAGCUCCGGCGCGUGAAGCGGCAGGCACCGAUCGAGGAGCCAUCUUUCCACGACACGCUGGCCUACAAAUCGGCGAAUCCCGCGGCUCAGGCAAUGAACCACCUCGACUCGCGUGCGCCCCUUCCUCCCGGCUGCCCAUCAGAUGGUGGCGGUUUUCUGGAAUGGUUGGGGUUGGACUUUGGGGUACCGGAUAAUAUUGGCAAGUUCUUCCAUCCGAACGAGCUUGGCCACACCACCAUUGCUUCGUUCGUGCUGCAGGAGAUGUACAACGCGCGCGCCGAAGACCUCGGAACCUUCAAUCCGACCUGCGAGAACUUCGACCGGUUCGAAUGCCACAAGCAAGGCGACAAGCUGUUCGAGUACUACGCCGACGUCGAUCAAGCCGUUAGUGCCAUGAAGAAAUUCUGCGAAAAUCCGUCGACGGCCGAUGAAAUCGGGGAGCCCGUGCGCAACAAGCAUUUCAAGAAUGUCUACUAUGAGUUCACCCCGGACCAGAUGAUGUUCGAGAUCGGCAUAGUGCGUGCAAAGGAGGAAUCCUUCCACGACCGCGACCAGUGCCUCGAUUCUUUCAGUCGCAUCAUCCACGGCUGCGACGGCCUCGACCCCGAGAAUCCCCUGAAUUUCAAAUACGGCGGGAGCUGGAUUCGCGGGAACUACAUCUACAAGCUCACCAUGGGGGGGAAGGAUAUCAAGCGAAACGAGGUGGUCCCGAAGAAGGUCUCGGGCUCGUGCACCUACAAGAAGACCUCCAAGGGGCUCGAGUACGAAGUCAAAGGCUCGGCCUUUGCCAAUUGGGACUUUGGCCAUCACACGAUCAUGCAGGAAGUUUCCAACUGUGCUGGGGGAACGCAGAAUAUCUCGCAUUGGGCGUGGACUUACUGGCCCUAUCCCGUUGAUGGCUAUGACUGGCGGGUUCGGUAUAUAGUCCCG